Etheostoma spectabile (orangethroat darter) is the source of this 1242-nucleotide messenger RNA. Its product is annotated as adenylate cyclase type 3. The record is from RefSeq and is a predicted model, not a curated record. Gene Ontology annotation, molecular function: adenylate cyclase activity. The transcript is spliced from 9 exons. Gene Ontology annotation, biological process: adenylate cyclase-activating G protein-coupled receptor signaling pathway; intracellular signal transduction; cAMP biosynthetic process. The annotation marks the transcript as partial. Lineage: Eukaryota; Metazoa; Chordata; Actinopteri; Perciformes; Percidae. Gene Ontology annotation, cellular component: plasma membrane.
AUGUCCCUGUGUAUCUUUCUUUGUCAUCUACAGGAACGUCUGCUACUCUCCAUCCUUCCAAAGCACAUAGCAGAUGAGAUGCUUCAGGACAUGAAGAAGGAGCCCAGUCAGAAAGAGAUGCAGCAGUUCAACACCAUGUAUAUGUACAGGCACGAAAACGUCAGUAUUUUGUUUGCAGACAUCGUAGGCUUCACACAGCUAUCAUCGUCCUGCAGCGCUCAGGAGCUGGUCAAACUGCUCAAUGAGCUCUUUGCUCGCUUUGACAAACUGGCUGCAAAAUAUCACCAACUGAGGAUCAAGAUCCUUGGAGACUGCUACUACUGUAUCUGUGGGCUGCCAGACUACAGAGAGGACCACGCUGCAUGCUCUAUCAUGAUGGGUCUGGCCAUGGUGGAGGCCAUCUCGUAUGUCCGGGAGAAAACUCAGACAGAUGUUGACAUGCGGGUUGGAGUGCACAGUGGUACAGUCCUGGGGGGAGUGCUGGGUCAGAAACGCUGGCAGUACGACGUCUGGUCCACAGAUGUCACUGUAGCCAACAAAAUGGAGGCUGGAGGGAUACCAGGUCGCGUCCACAUCUCACACAGCACCAUGGAGUGUCUUCAUGGUGAGUUUGAUGCUGAGCCAGGGAACGGAGGUGACCGCUGUGACUACCUGAGGGAGAGGGGCAUCGAGACUUACCUAGUGGUUGUUCCUAAAGGACCUGUGGGGAAGAAUGGCAUCAAUGGUGUAAAGUUGUCUGUUACCUCUUCCAAUGGAAACUCCCCACUCUUGAUCAACACCACAGAGUGUAAUGGCAGUGUUAACACAGCCUGCACGACACCAGAAGAACCUGAAGAACUGGAUACGAGGGUGGUGAAUCCAUCUUUCCCUAACCCUCGGAGAAGGUUGCGACUGCGGGACCUGGCUGAAAGGGUGAUUGAUGCUCAGGAGAAUGAACAGGAGCUCAACAAACUGCUUAAUGAGGCUCUGCUGGAGAGAGAGACAGUCCAAGCUCUAAAGGGAAAACACACCAACAGGCUCUCCUUGAGGUUUGUGGAUCCGGACCUGGAGACUCGUUACUCUGUGGAGAAGGAGAAACAGAGCGGAGCUGCCUUCUGCUGCUCCUGUGUGGUCCUGCUCUUUACUGCAGCUAUGGAGGCCCUCAUAGACCCCUGGCUGACGGCAAACUACAUAACCUUUGCAGUGGGAGAAGUCCUCCUGCUCAUCCUGACAAUCUGUUCUCUGGCCGCCAUCUUCCCUAGA